Molecule: messenger RNA, 974 nt
Organism: Aplosporella prunicola CBS 121167
Lineage: Eukaryota; Fungi; Ascomycota; Dothideomycetes; Botryosphaeriales; Aplosporellaceae
Exons: 5
Coding region: 86-805 (239 amino acids)
Biological process (GO): leading strand elongation; heterochromatin formation; DNA damage response
Cellular component (GO): CHRAC; epsilon DNA polymerase complex
Molecular function (GO): chromatin DNA binding; protein heterodimerization activity
Source: RefSeq, a predicted model, not a curated record
CGCAGCUCUACUCCCACUCUCCCACACACACGUACUCCCCCAGCACCACCUCUCCACCGCCAACCCUCCACCGCACACCCACAUCAUGCCCGCGCGCAAGAGCAACGCUUCCGUCAUGUCCGCCGAGGACCAAGGCCUCAGCGUCGAGGACCUCAACCUCCCCAAGACCAUGGUCAACCGCCUAGCCAAGGGCGCUCUGCCCGCCAACACCAAUCUGCAGAGCAUCGCACAAGCCGCCAUCUCCAAGAGCGCUACCGUCUUCGUCAACUACCUGACCUCACAUGCAAGCGACGUCGCGGCGCGCCAGAACAAGAAGACGAUCCAGCCCAAGGACGUGCUCGAGGCACUCAAGGAAAUUGAAUUCGAGCAGUUCACCGAGCGCGUCGACCGUGAGCUACAGCGCUAUAACACAAUCCAAUGCGACAAGCGCAACACCUACCGCCGCAAAGUCAAGGAAGAAAAGCGCGACGACAUGAACGCGCCGCACAACCCAGAUGCACCGAACGGCGCGGCCGCGCACGCUCCGCCCCACCACGCUCACGACGGUGAGCCCGUUGCCAAGCGCGCGCGUCGGGAUAGCGAGGAGGGCGAGGGUGACGACACGCUGGGGGAUGAGCAUGAGCAGGAAGAGGAGGAAGAGGAGGGUGAAGACGAAGGAGACGAAGAAGCAGAGGACGAGGGCGAUGAAGACGAGGACGAGAAUGAGGGUGAGGGUGAGGAUGGCGAGAGGGAGGACCUGCUGGAGGAGAAGGAAGAGCGCGAGGAGCAGGACGAGGCGCUUGAUGAGGGCGAGGAGAGCGAUUGAACGAUUGCGGUUGCGAUUGCGAUUUCGGCUUCGACUUGUUGCAUUGGCGUGGCGUUUGGGGCUUGGGCGUGUGUUGUUUGGUGUGCAUGAGGGGUUGAUGGACUGAUUGACUGAUUGAUUGUUUAAUUGAUUGAUAGAUGGGGCCGGAGGUCACGACAUCACGGCAUGG